AUGGCUCUCAAUCCCAAAACUCGACCAAUUGAAUUCGGUGGACCCGCUGGUGUGUUGGGUCUGGCAUUAGGUUUACCCAUUUUCACUGUCUUUCUGAACCAAAUGGUUAGGCCGGACUACUACAUUCGGGGGUUCUUCUGCAAUUUUGAUUUUGCACAGUUGUGGAACGGUAUUAAACCUUGGCAUUAUUAUUUGACACGCUAUGAUCUUUGGACUUAUUACACAGUUUGGUUUGUUUCGCUGGCAGUAAUGAGUGUGAUUUUACCAGGAAAACACAUGCAAGGAUUACCAUUAAGGGAUGGUACUAAGUUGCCCUACAAGAUUAAUGGAAUUGCCAUAAGUAGUGCAUUGGCUUUGGUUCUCUCUGCCCGUUGGACUCUUACAGGGGGUCAAAUGCCUGAAUUGCAAUUUCUUUAUGACAAUCAUACAGAUAUAUGCAUUAUCACAAUCCUAUUUUCGUUGGUUCUUUCCAUCUUGUGCUAUUUAGCAAGUUUUGUACCUCUGUUACGUGGGAAUAAUGGUGUGGGUACUAGGGAGAGAAUAUUGGCUGCCCCAGGUCAUACAGGAAAUUGUAUUUAUGAUUGGUUUUUGGGCAGAGAAUUAAACCCCAGAUUGGGACCCUUAGAUGUGAAAUUAUUCUGUGAACUACGUCCAGGAAUGCUUCUCUGGCUCUUAAUUAAUCUAUCGUGCUUACAUCAUGUUUAUUUGCAAACUGGUCAAUUCAACAACUCAUUGAUACUGGUGAACUUUUUGCAAGGUUUAUAUAUCCUAGAUGGGGUUCUUAAUGAGGAAGGGGUGUUAAGCAUGAUGGAUAUCGCCACAGAUGGGUUUGGAUUCAUGUUAGCAUUUGGCGAUUUGACACUAGUACCUUUCACCUAUUCGUUACAAUGUCGUUACUUAAGCGUUUCUCCCCUGGUGUUUUCCCCAUAUCACAUUGCUGCCAUCAUUGCUGUCAUGACUCUUGGUUUCUACAUCUUCAAGGCAUCUAACCAUGAGAAGGCUAUGUUCCGUGCAGGUAAACUACCUCAUUUAAAAUCGAUUAAAACUGCUACUGGAACUUCUCUACUGUGUGAUAGUUGGUGGUCACUUUCACAACAUACUAACUAUUUUGGUGAUUGGCUAGUCUCUCUGUCCUGGUGCCUUGCAACGGGCUUCCAAACUCCUUUGACCUAUUACUACUCUGCUUAUUUUGCCACACUCCUAUUGCACCGUCAACAACGUGAUAGUCACAAGUGCCGUUCGAAAUACGGUGCCAGUUGGCAAGAGUACGAAUCUAAGGUUCCUUACAAGAUUGUACCCUACGUAUACUAA
Zygosaccharomyces rouxii is the source of this 1311-nucleotide messenger RNA. RefSeq names its product delta(14)-sterol reductase (gene ERG24). Gene Ontology annotation, molecular function: Delta14-sterol reductase activity. Gene Ontology annotation, cellular component: endoplasmic reticulum membrane. Gene Ontology annotation, biological process: ergosterol biosynthetic process. The record is from RefSeq and is a predicted model, not a curated record. Lineage: Eukaryota; Fungi; Ascomycota; Saccharomycetes; Saccharomycetales; Saccharomycetaceae. The transcript has a single exon. Bases 1 to 1311 code for a protein of 436 amino acids.